CGGCGAUGGCGGCGGAGCGGCGGCCGGUGCCCGGCCUGGACGAGUUCGCGGGGCAGAGCUGGAGCGCCUGGCUGGAGCGGGCCGGGCCGCCCGCCGACACCGGAGCAGUAAUGCCAGGACCACCCCUGUGUGGGAGCACCGGGACCAUCCGUGUGCCAGCCACUGACAGGAUUUUGUCUCUGGCAGGAUCAGGGUCAGAGCUGGAGGAGAAUGGCAAGAGUGGCAGCAAGAAACUGGACACCAUGACCCUGAUUAAGGAAGACAUGGACAUCUUCGGGCACUGCCCUGCACACGACGAGUUCUACCUGGUGGUGUGCAACCACUGCAGCCAGGUGGUGAAGCCCCAGGCCUUCCAGAAGCACUGUGAACGCCGGCACGGCCCGCUCAGCAAGCUCUAUGCCCGUGCCACCGCGUGCCACGUGGCCGUGAAUGGGCAGCCGGUGCCUGGCAGGACGCCCGGAGCAGCCAAAGCCCUGCAGGAGAAGCUCCCUGGUGCCCGUGGGAGAGCCCAGCCCCUCCCUGAGCACACGGACAAGGACAACAACCUCUGCUUGUUUGUGCCCGUGGUGAACCUGGAGAAGAUUCCCAGCAUUCCCAAACCGGACGGGCACGGGAUCAAGGUGCCCCCCAAAGCCGUCCCCACCAACUCCAAGGAAUCCCUGGGGAAACCCGCGGCUGCCGCGGUGCCCAAAGAGCCCCCGGUGCCCGCCGGGGUCAGGGGGGAUUCGGCCAUGCCGGAGAGCAUCCCUGCUCCGGGGGACAAGGAUGUGGGGGCCCCCAAAGCGCCCCCCAGGUCCCACAGGAAGCUGGCGCGUAAGGAGUGUGACCUGAACCGGCAGUGUGGGGUGCGGAACCCCGACACCAACAAGCUCUGCACCCGCCUGCUGACCUGCAAGAUCCACUCGGUGCACCAGCGCCGGGAAGUGCAGGGUCGGGCCAAGGAUUUCGAUGUGCUGGUGGCUGAGCUCAAGGCCAGCACCCGCCGAGGGGACCCCCCAAAAGACAGGAGCCCCCCUGAGAAGGAACCACUGCAUCCUGCCCUGCAGGACACCCCCUCACUGCUGCAGCCCCCCAAUACCCCUCCCUGCCGAGCCAGGCUGUCCCACUGCUUGCACCCCCCCAGGGCCCGACUUUCUUCUGCCAGUGACCCUGAGGAUGCUCCGGCCACCUCUGCAGAGGGGAGCACAGGAGGGCUCCCCCUCCCCCUGCCCCUGCCCAAGGGGGGCAGCCACGUGUCCAGCGAGGAGAGUGAGGAGGAGGGGGCUGAGGAGCCCCCCCGGACCCCAGUGCGCCCACCCCGGCCUCAGGCGUUCUGCACCUUCGGGAGCCGCCUGGUGACCCCGGGCUGUUACGUGUUCGACCGGCGGCUGGACAGGUUCUGUGCCGCGCUGGGCUCCAUGCUGGAGCAGCACCUCAGCGCACACAGGUGGAGGAAGAUCCCUCCAGCCGUCGUCCCCCCUCUUCACCUCCCCGCAGCCCCCCCCAGCCCCGCUGCCCCCCUUUACGGCCCCGCAGCCCCUUCCCCGCCCCUCCGGAGCCUCUCGGCGGCCGGGGGCUGCCGCCUCCCCACCAGCCUCACCUACACCGUGGGGUCCCCCCCGGCAGCGGCCGCCUGCAGCCAGCCCGAGUGCGGGGGAGGGGGCACGCAGUCCAUCACCUCCCCCCUCCCCGCCAACACCCCCUCGCCCUCCUUCAGCAAACUGCCCCCCAGCAAGGCCAGCAAAUCCCCCCGGGCACGGGAGGCGUCCGGCGGGACGGACGCGGAGCCCCGGCCCUGGCAGCCCCCCCCCACGGCCGGCAGCCCCCCCUACAAACGGACCUGCUUGGGGGACAGCGCCAAGGGCAAAAAUCAGGGCUUGGCUCCCCCCGGCAAGACGAAACUCACCCCCCCGGCUUCGCCCUCCAUCGCCAUCCUCAACGGGACCCCGCGGGUGCGCCGGCUGCCCCCCGGCCAGCCCUGCCGAGCCCCCCCCGCUGCCCGGGACCCCCAAACGCUGCACGGGCUGGGGCUGGGAGCUCCCCCCCGGGGGCUCUCCGAGGAUGAGGUGAGGAAGCGCAAGAACGCGGCCACCUACUGCCGAGCCCUGAAGGCCAAAGCCGCGCCCGCCCUGCCCGGGCCCCCGGCCGCCCCUGGCCCCGGGAGCUCCGGCUCGGGGGGCUCCGUCCGCAGAAAGAAGCCUGGGACGCCCCUGGGAUUCGAGGAGAAGAGGAGCGCCCUGAAGUCCAAAGCCCAUUAACAGAGGGGUCACCGGGGGCCCCCCUGUGUCCUCCCCACCGGGAAACGCCAGAAAACCGAUGAAGGGGGAAAAAAAAUCCCAAGGAAACACGAAGGAAAAAUCCCAAACUUCCAGAAAAUACCUCAAAACUCUCAGUUCUGUUCUCUUGCUGCUAAACCAGCCCCGGGAGGGGGGGGCGGCACUGGGGACCCCCCCGGACCUCCCGGGGCCCCGUCGGCCGCGGAUAUUUAUAAGAAACGGUUGUUGCUGUUU
Serinus canaria (Common canary) is the source of this 2489-nucleotide messenger RNA. RefSeq names its product ataxin 7 like 2 (gene ATXN7L2). The transcript is spliced from 11 exons. NCBI's taxonomy places the organism in Eukaryota, Metazoa, Chordata, Aves, Passeriformes, Fringillidae. The coding region runs from base 6 to 2237 and encodes 743 amino acids. The record is from RefSeq and is a predicted model, not a curated record.